Messenger RNA from Achroia grisella, 4586 nucleotides. RefSeq names its product tyrosine-protein kinase Shark (gene Shark). Gene Ontology annotation, molecular function: protein tyrosine kinase activity; protein binding; ATP binding. Gene Ontology annotation, biological process: protein phosphorylation. NCBI's taxonomy places the organism in Eukaryota, Metazoa, Arthropoda, Insecta, Lepidoptera, Pyralidae. The transcript has 14 exons. The coding region runs from base 196 to 2586 and encodes 796 amino acids. The record is from RefSeq and is a predicted model, not a curated record.
CGGGGAUACCGCGCCUGUCUGCCGGUUGCUCGUUAUAGACGCGCUCCGUUCACCGCUAUUAUUUUGUGCGAAAUAAUCUAAAACUACUUUAAUUUCAAAAUGUGUAUUCAGAAUAAACUUAAGAAAAAUAAAUAAUUUUCACUUCUUACAAAACUAUGUAACAAUAAAUAUUUUUGUGGACUAAAGUUGGAUAACAUGAUAACAACCAUGACGUCAUUCAUAUUACUUAAGACGAACUCUUUUUUGUUGAGGAUGAACAGAGAAGAUAAUGUUAACUGGUUCCAUGGGAAAAUAUCACGGGAAACUGCUGAAAAGUUAUUAAAAGAAGAGGGUGAAGAUGGGGUUUUCUUAGUACGUGAAAGUAACACUUCACCAGGAGACUAUGUGCUUUCUGUUCUUCAUCAGGGUGAAGUAGUGCAUUACCAAAUUAGAAGACAUGGUGAAGAUGCUUUCUUCAGCAUUGAAGAACACACAACUGUACAUGGCCUAGAUACACUUAUUCAACAUUACCGUGGUGAUUCAAAUGGACUUGUGACUCGACUGUCGGUGGUCUGCAAAGGCCAACCACCACCUCAUGAAUCACGUACACAAGGAACCACUAACCUCUUACAUAGAGCUACCGAGGCUGGCAACUAUAACGUAGUGUCACAGCUACUGGAUUGCGGGUAUCACAGCAGAGAUGCGAAGAACCAAGACGGACAGACGGCUGUCCAUAUAGCUGCCCGUGCAGGCCGCGAUAACAUCCUGGCGAAACUCAUAGAAAGUGGUGCCACCGUGAACGUGCGAGACUCGUUCGGAUACACGCCGUUACAUUAUACGUGUCAGAACAAUUUGCCAAAUACAACAGAGCUGCUUAUAACAAAAGGCAACGCAAACUAUCAGAUGAGGCACGCUGUCACGGGCAAAGUACCACUACAUGACGCCGCGCAGAGAGGUCACAUCAAAUGUAUCGAGGUUUUACUAAAAUUGAGAGCGCCGGCGCAUCCAAGGACACUGUCACAAGAAACACCUGCAGAUUUAGCAAAACACCAUGGACAUACGGAAUGCUAUCAAUUGUUGAAGAAUCACGUACCGUCCCCUCCGAAGACUUCGCGCAGUCAGUGGUACCACGGCACGUUGAAUCGCGGCGAGGCUGUGCGGACGCUGCAGAAGCAUGGCGGCGACGGCGCCUACCUUCUGCGAUACAGCGAACAUCACACAGGCGCCUACGUUCUCACCAUGCUCAGCGAAAACACGCCCUACAACUUUAUUAUAAGAAAAGAGAACGAGUGGCUGUUCAUAGACGAUGGGCCAUACCUGGAGUCGUUGGAGCGUUUGGUGGAACACUACAGCGCUGUGCCCGACGGACUGCCCACGAGGCUGCAGGCACCUGUGCCGCCCAAACCCAAGCCACCACUGCCCGAGUUUUCUACAAUGCCACGAACUAAGAAGCCAUCGCCCUGUCGAGCUGCCAUGAACCAGACAUUAUCUUUAGUCAAACAUGACAUCUUAAAUGACCAACAGAUGUCUCCUACUUCACCACCCAUUCCUCUUGUUGGGAACAACAAUGCUUUCGACCUACUCACACGAAAUCUGUCUUUCUCUUCGGACUUCGCAAAUGAUAGUUUAAAUAAUAAUGAUGAAAUGGAUGACAAUGACACAUACAAAGUUCCUGUGAGCAAUGUUGUGGUACCAGAGAAUUACAACGAAAUAUCAAUUAACUCUGAUGGACAAUUAUCCACAUUACAAGACUUUAUUCCAAUGACGGAGCUGACGCUGGGCUCGGCGCUGGGCGAGGGCGAGUUCGGGUCCGUGCUGAGCGGCACGUACGGGCCGCCUGGUGACCAGCGCCAGGUCGCCGUCAAAACGCUGCACGUGCAGCACACCGACACCAACAAGAACGAGUUCCUGGCAGAGGCCAAGCUCAUGAUGGCCCUGCGGCAUCCGUGCAUCGUCAGACUUAUCGGCAUCUCGCUGGGUCCACCAUUAGCUAUGAUUCAAGAACUGGUACCUCUGGGCUCUCUAUUGGAGUACCUACUCCGUUACCCUGACAAGGUGAGCCCGGGCUGCGAGUUGCGCCUGUGGGCUUGCCAGGUGGCAACUGGGAUGCGGUACUUGGAGCGACGACGAUUCGUACACAGAGACCUUGCAACCAGGAAUAUAUUACUCGCUAGCAGAAAACAAGCAAAGAUAAGUGAUUUCGGCCUGUCCCGCGCUCUGUUGACUGACAGCUCAUAUUACAAGGCGAGCCGCGGCGGCAAGUGGCCAAUCAAGUGGUAUGCUCCUGAGUCCUACAACUACGGGACUUUUAGCCAUGCCAGCGACGUGUGGAGCUAUGGCGUCACGCUUUGGGAAAUGUUCUCUUAUGGGAAGCAACCGUAUGGCGAGAUGAAGGGAACAGAGGCAAUACAAUUAGUGGAGAGUGGUAAACGACUGGAGCGACCAGAAAACUGCCCGGACGAGAUCUACAAUGUGAUGCUCGACUGCUGGGCUUACAAUCCAGAUCAACGACCAACCUUCAGCAAAUUAGUAGAUGUCUUCUCGCAACACCCAGAUUAUGUAAAUAUGAGCCAGUUGGUUCUUGACAACGAAGAUGUAAUAGUCUAAUAUAUAUUAGUAUUAGCUCUUGAAUAUGAAUGUAGUCAUUUAUAUGCGAUAUUUUUAUAAAUACUGCUGAUACAUUAAAAUUUUUGUAAACAUGAAGACUCUAGGUCUCGUCUCAAUGCAUGUAGACUCAGUAUUAAGAAUGGUUAUUUCAUGGAAAGCUUUAUAUUUAUCAAUAUAUCUCGGUACCCAGGAUAAAUAAAAUAAAUUAUAUUCGUUAUUAGGCUGAGACGGGAUGAUAUGAAUUUUAUACAUUUGUGUACAGUAAAUAAAUAUAAUAAAUGAAUUUAUUAUAAAUAAAUAUUUCUACAUUUCUGUUUUAAAUUAUGUAAAUAUUUUUUGUAUUUUUAAUCAAUUAUGUUUCACUAUAUUAACGACAUUUUAAUACUAUAUUCAUAUAGGCAGCUAGUACAUAGCAAACAUCAACUCUUAGUUUUAAUUAUGACAGUGUGAUAUAGUAAAUGACAUGCCUUGAUGUGCCUGCUAUUUAGAUUUAUAUGAUGUUUUUUGUACAAAGUGUAUUUUUAUACGAAAAUUUGUUUUUAAUAUAAUAGGUAAGUUACAAACAAUUAAAGCAUAUUCGAUAGGAGUAAAUGAUCUGAGUAGAAAUAAUGAACAUUUAUAUAUUUUCAUUGUAAAUUACAUUUCUCAUUAAAUAAAUUUAAGUUGUCGCUGUCUGUAAAUAAUAAGCUUUUGGUGUAUUACUAAUUAUUAUUUUUAUUAUAUGUUCCUUUCAUUGCCAAAAUGUAUGUUUAACCUAAAUGGAUCAUUAUCUUUUUUCUGACUUGUUAUAUAGAAUCUUGUACAUUCCAUUAUAUGAUAGUUUUAGAGUAUUAUAUUAAAAACUAUAUUGUUAUUAUUUUAGCUGACCGAUGAUAUACGAUCAGUAAGGGGAUUUUGUAUAUGGUGAUAUCCCGACAGUUGUCUUCAUAAAAUAUUUACUCGAAAAUUAUUAUGUAACAUUCAUAUUUAAUUUUAAUAAUAAUCGAAAUGCCAUGGACAUGCCAUAGUAACAUUUAUUAUUAUGCAAUAAUUGCCAUGUGGUUGUGUUAUAUUAUAAUGUACAAACAUAAUGUAGUUACCCAAAUUAUAUGUUUAUUAGAAUUUAUAUUAAAUUCUGUAUGAGUCUGACUUUAUAAAUAAUUAACAUUUAUAUUAUUGUGAUAAAAUGUAUUUAUAAAUUAAAUAACUAUUUCAUAUACAAAUUAUACUUUUCAUUUUAAUUCAUAAUUUCAUGAACAUUCCUUCCAGUUUGUAAUACUAUCGUACUAAUAGCGGUAUUAUUGUAAGCUUUCUUGUGACUAAUAACAAAAUCGGAGUAAUGUUUAUUAUUUGGCUUAAUUAACCUAUAACAUUACGAGCUAGUGUUCUGUGUAGGGUACUGAGUGAAUGUAAAUAAACAUUUUAUUUUCACACAUACAAAGGAUACAAAAAAACGAAACGUAUAAGGUUGUAAAGAGUAUAUAAAACCAUAAGUAGGACAAAUAAUUACAUUUGUAUAUUACACAUAUGGAAUAUACCGAACAAAUGCCAUUCCCUUAGAUUUGAACUGAAUAUAUCAGGCAAAAUUAUAUAAAUACUUAAAAUUAAUAAGUCAGAAUAGAAUAUUUAGAGAAGCAUAUUCAUUUAUUCAAAUUAUUAGUUAUAUAAACUUGACUUAAUUGAGAAAGUUUGCUAUUUUUAGUCAUUAGUAAUUAAUAAGAAUAUAUAUUACAAAUCAAAAUUUAAAUAUAAUAGGUAUAAUACUGCACAGGUGUGCGUAGUGCAUACUUAUUACAUUGAUUGCAACAAAUAAUAACAAGUCAUCUUCAGAAUAGGCAUUCUGCGCCGAUGGUCAUUAUAGUCUAAAGGUGCAUAACAUUUUUUUGGAAAAAGUAGUUUGCUUUAUGGUCAUGUGAUCGAGCAUAUUAUAAUAUUACGUUAUUUCUCCACAAAUAUGACAAAUUCUUAGCCAUGCACAUCCGAGUUAAGACAGGACGGAUUAUAGACUAUUUAUUUGUACG